Messenger RNA from Dioscorea cayenensis subsp. rotundata (Guinea yam), 1095 nucleotides. RefSeq names its product metalloendoproteinase 1-MMP-like. Lineage: Eukaryota; Viridiplantae; Streptophyta; Magnoliopsida; Dioscoreales; Dioscoreaceae. Gene Ontology annotation, molecular function: metalloendopeptidase activity; zinc ion binding. The transcript has a single exon. The record is from RefSeq and is a predicted model, not a curated record. The coding region runs from base 80 to 1093 and encodes 337 amino acids. Gene Ontology annotation, cellular component: extracellular matrix. Gene Ontology annotation, biological process: extracellular matrix organization; collagen catabolic process; proteolysis.
GACCAUAACCUCCAUUUUAAGUACUUCCCCCAAAAAACAAAACCUAAUUAGCUUAACACUAAUCCCAAAAAAGAUCACAAUGUCUUCAAUAAUAAUUCUCCUCUCCCUUCUCUUCUCCUUCACUUCCUCAAGACCACUUCCACCCUCACUUCCUCAAUUCACAUGGCAAGCUUUUGCUAACCUCACCGGAGCCAAGCAAGGUGAUGAACUCUCCGGCAUCGCCGAUCUCAAACACUACCUCAAUCGUUUCGGUUACCUCCCCGGCAUCGCCGCAAACUUCACCGACACUUUCGACAACUCUCUAGCCACUGCCAUCUCCCUUUACCAAUCCAAACUCAACCUCCCAAUCUCCGGCCACCUCGAUGAACCCACACUCACCAAUCUCAUGUCUCCGAGAUGUGGCGUCUCCGACACCACCACCACUCGUCGUAAAACCUUCCAAUACUUCCCCGGCGAGCCUCGGUGGUCCCGGUCACACCCAAUAACUCUCUCCUACUCCCUCUCCCCUCACAACACCAUAAACUACAUAUCAAAAGCCGAUAUAAUUGCGUCGGUGAGCCGAGCAUUCGACCGGUGGUCGAGAGUGAUUCCAAUCACCUUCAUCGAAGAAAAUAACUACGAAGAAGCCGAUGUGAAGCUUGGCUUUUACAGAGGUGAUCAUGGUGAUGGAGAACCAUUUGAUGGUGUUCUUGGGGUGCUUGCACAUGCCUUCUCGCCGGAGAACGGAAGGCUGCAUUUGGAUGCAGCUGAACGGUGGUCAGUGAACUUUGCCGACGAGAAGUCUGAGGUUGCAGUGGACUUAGAAUCAGUUGUUACUCAUGAGAUUGGGCAUGUGCUUGGGCUUGCUCACUCUAGUGAGAGUGAUGCAGUGAUGUUUCCGAGUCUGAGUCCGAGGAUGAUGAAGAGGGAACUUAGGGUUGAUGAUGUUGAAGGAGUUCAGGCAUUGUAUGGGUCUAACCCUAAUUUUAAGAUGAGUUCUAUUUUGGAGUCUGAUCAGGAUACUUCUUCUUCUGCUUCUUCUUCUUCUUCUUUAGUUAGGGUUAGGGUUUGGGGUUUUGGAGUUGUUUUUCUGUUGAUGGUUUUUGUUUUAUGAUU